AUGAUCGAUGGGCUCGGGUCGUCGGUCGAGCAAUUGAGGAACGACAUCACCGCGCGGGGGAAGGUGGAGGACGAGUCGGAUGUGUUUUCAAGGUUGGAGAGGGUUGAGUGCAACGUCAAUUCGUUGAAGAAGCUUAUUGAGUCGAAUCUGAGGACGCAAUGGAAUGCGGAAAGCAUUGUGAAGGAGCAGGUGUCGUUAAUUACCAAGCACGUAUGCGUUGCUAUGCGGCAAUACACCACGAGAAGGAUUUCGGAGAAUAAUGCGCUGAUCGAUCAAACUUUGCGGGCUAGGGUGCCUGAGUAUGCGAAGAACGAGGGCCAGUUUGUUCUAGUAAGGGAGGAAGAUACGGAUGGGAAUGAAUCGAUUGAUAUUCAGAGAAGUUCAGAGGUUUCAUCAGACAACUCGUCCUAG
Messenger RNA from Chondrus crispus (carragheen), 411 nucleotides. RefSeq lists its product as hypothetical. NCBI's taxonomy places the organism in Eukaryota, Rhodophyta, Florideophyceae, Gigartinales, Gigartinaceae. Bases 1 to 411 code for a protein of 136 amino acids. The transcript has a single exon. The record is from RefSeq and is a predicted model, not a curated record.